Molecule: messenger RNA, 2624 nt
Organism: Lontra canadensis (Northern American river otter)
Lineage: Eukaryota; Metazoa; Chordata; Mammalia; Carnivora; Mustelidae
Gene: MTMR12
Product: myotubularin related protein 12
Exons: 16
Coding region: 144-2387 (747 amino acids)
Source: RefSeq, a predicted model, not a curated record
GGAGCCGGAUGCGGGCGUCGCCGCGGCCGCUGCGGCCCUGGGGAUGGGCGGAGCCCCAGCCGCCAGUGCUGGUGGCCGCCGCCGCUGCCGAUCCCGAGCGGCCGCCUCUGCUCCCUCGCGUCGCUGCUUCCUAGGGCGGCGGUAUGCUGGGGAAAGGGGUAGUCGGCGGUGGCGGCGGCACCAAGGCGCCCAAGCCCUCUUUCGUGUCGUACGUGCGCCCUGAGGAAAUUCACACAAACGAGAAGGAAGUAACAGAGAAGGAAGUAACUCUUCACUUGUUGCCAGGUGAACAGCUGCUCUGCGAGGCCAGCACGGUGCUGAAGUAUGUCCAGGAAGAUUCCUGUCAGCGUGGGAUCUAUGGGAAGCUUGUCUGCACAGACUUUAAGAUCGCUUUCUUGGGUGAUGACGAAUCUGCAUUGGAUAACGAUGAAACCCAAUUUAAGAAUAAGGUUAUAGGGGAAAAUGACAUCACACUCCACUGCGUUGAUCAGAUUUAUGGGGUGUUUGAUGAGAAAAAGAAGCCUCUCUUUGGACAACUGAAGAAAUAUCCUGAGAAACUCAUCAUCCACUGUAAAGACCUGCGCGUGUUCCACUUUGGUCUGAGGUACACAAAAGAAGAGGAAGUCAAAAGGAUUGUCAGUGGCAUAAUUCAUCAUACCCAGGCUCCUAAACUGCUUAAAAGAUUAUUUCUGUUUUCCUAUGCAGCUGCUACACAAAACAGUACAGCCACCGAUCCCAAGAACCAUACUGUAAUGUUUGACACACUUAAGGACUGGUGUUGGGAGUUGGAGAGGACCAAAGGCAACGUCAAGUACAAAGCAGUGAGUGUCAAUGAAGGCUAUGAUGUCAGUGAAAGAUUGCCAGCAUACUUUGUUGUCCCCACCCCUCUUCCCGAGGAGGACGUGCGAUGCUUUCAGGGCCGUGGCAUACCAAUAUGGUGCUGGUCCUGCCACAAUGGAUGUGCCAUUUUGAAAAUGUCAGCACUGCCCAAAGAACCGGAUGAUGGCCUUUUACAGAACCAGAAGAGCUUCUUGGAUGGAAUUUACAGGACCAUCCACAGGCCACCCUAUGAAACUGUUAAAACCGAAGACCUGUCGAGCAACUUCCUGUCCCUGCAGGACAUCCAGACUGCAUACUCUAAAUUUAAACAGCUCUUUCUAAUAGAUAAUAGUACUGAAUUUUGGGACACCGAUAUAAAAUGGUUUUCUCUUUUGGAAAGCAGCAGCUGGCUUGACAUAACCAGACGUUGCCUGAAAAAAGCAAUAGAGAUUACAGAAUGUCUAGAAGCACAAAACAUGAACGUUCUUCUUUUAGAGGAGAACGCCUCCGACCUCUGCUGCCUCCUCUCCUCCCUGGUACAAGUGAUGAUGGACCCCCACUGCCGAACCAGGGCUGGUUUCCAGAGCCUCGUCCAGAAGGAGUGGAUCAUGGGCGGGCACUGUUUCCUGGAUCGCUGCAACCACCUCCGUCAGAGUGACAAAGAGGAGGUUCCCGUGUUCCAGCUUUUCUUGGAUUGCGUCUGGCAGCUGGUGCACCAGCAUCCCCCAGCAUUCGAUUUCACGGAGACGUACCUGACUGUUCUGUCAGAUAGUCUGUACAUACCUAUUUUCAGCACCUUCUUCUUCAAUUCGCCUCAUCAAAAAGAAACUAAUAUGGGUAGGGAAAGCCAGGAGACACAGAGCAAGCCUUUGAAUCUGCUCACCGUGUGGGACUGGUCUGUACAGUUUGAACCCAAAGCCCAGAUGUUGCUCAAAAACCCUCUUUAUGUGGAAAAGCCAAAACUGGACAAAGGCCAGCGGAAAGGAACGCGUUUCAAACAUCAACGACAACUUUCUUUACCACUCACCCAAUCUAAAUCAUCUCCCAAAAGAGGAUUUUUCAGGGAAGAAACAGAUCAUUUAAUUAAAAACCUCCUGGGCAAGAGGAUUAGCAAAUUAAUUAAUUCUUCUGAUGAGCUUCAGGACAACUUUCGAGAGUUCUAUGAAAGCUGGCACAGCAAGCCCACGGACUACCACGGUCUGUUGCUGCCUCACAUCGAGGGGCCAGAAAUCAAAGUCUGGGCCCAGCGCUAUUUGCGCUGGAUUCCAGAAGCCCAGAUCCUGGGUGGUGGCAGAGUGGCCACCAUGAGCAAACUCUUGGAAAUGAUGGAGGAAGUAGAGCACUUACAAGAAAAAAUUGACGAGAGACACCACAGCCAGGAGGCCUUCCCGGCAGAGACACCCCCGUUGCUGAGGAGCUCUGCCCGCUUGUCCUCCUUGUUUCCUUUCGCUCUGCUGCAGCGACAUUCCUCGAAGCCAGUCUUGCCCACUAGUGGCUGGAAAGCUUUGGGUGACGAAGACGAUCUGGCCAAAAGAGAAGAUGAGUUUGUGGAUCUGGGGGAUGUGUGACCCGUCUGCUCAGUGAUUGUGAAGGAGAAGCUGUGAGGGCUGGGACAGGAGGCAAAGACGAUUGCUCUCCGGAUUAGUGGAUCACGCUGAAGCUUACUGCUGCGGGGGGGGAGGGGAGGCUCUAGUCCAGGGCUCUGCAGCAGGAAUCCUGGACCUUCAGGAAAAGAGCUGGUUCUCGUGUUUUUUUCAUGCUCCUGAAAGACUAUGCAAUUAAAACUGUAUCUGUAGUAUUAUUAA